AAACAAAAUUAAAACGAUUUCUUUUGAUUUAUACGGACAAUAGAUGCAAAUAAACGCUAUUUAUCGUUGCCGCUUUUCCCGUCAGGGAGAAAUAAACCGCUUGAGUUAUUAUGGCUUUAACGCUUUUUAAGGCGCGUUAACUUAAAAUGUGCUGUCACGUGUGCGUUUAUCAACGGCUCAGACGUUCAAAAGUUUAAACCGUUUCGUUUGAUUUGAAUUGACAAUCACUGCAAAUAAAUAAACGUUAUUAGUUUAUCGCCGCUGUUCCCGUCAUGAGGAGAAAUAAGCCGCUUGAGUAAUAUGGCUCUUAACGCGCUUUAUUUUAGACACAGUUUAUUUUAUUAACCGUUAAAGUAAAUGAAUAUAAAUCGGAUGAAUAACAAGCAGCAGCGGUUUGCUGGAUGGGAGGAGGCGCGCGCCUGUGAGGAACAGAGAGCGCGAAAAUGAGCAGAGAUCAGGACUGUUGAGAUGCGUGUGAAGCUCCUGCUGAAUGACAAAGUGCUAAAAUAUGGAUCUAAAUUUGAGCUGGUUAAUGAAGCCGUCCAGGCAUUGAAAGUGAGUGACACAUUCCCCUGCAGCAGAUGAGAAUCCUUAUUACUGGCCAUCUCUGCACUGUAAAAGAUUCAUCUGAGCUUCAUGGGCCUCGAGCAACGGUGCCCAGAGAAGCUGCAUAAUGCCUCUUCUCGACGUAACGGAAGACAACGACUCUAUUGCCUCCCCAACCCUGAAUUCAUCUCCAUCUCUUUCCUCCAUGGCAUUUUCCUCCCUCCCUCCAUCCCUGUCCUCGUUUCUCCCGCAGUCAAACUGCUCCGUGGCUCCAUCUCCCUCCUCACCGCCGUAUAACUUCUACGCUGUGUUAUUGGUGUUGCUGAUUUUUUGCGUGGUGUUCGGUAACGUGUUGGUGUGUGUGGCCGUGUCACGAGAGAAAGCGUUGCAGACCACCACCAAUUACCUCAUUGUGUCUCUGGCCGUGUCGGACUUGCUCUUGGCCACACUGGUGAUGCCCUGGGGCGUCUAUCUGGAGGUUGUGGGUGAAUGGAGAUUCAGUCGGAUCCACUGUGACAUUCUGCUCACGCUGGAUGUCAUGAUGUGCACCGCCAGCAUCCUCAACUUAUGUGCCAUCAGCAUCGAUAGGUACACGGCUGUGGCCAUGCCGUUACUGUACAACACACGCUACAGCUCCAGAAGACGGGUCGCUCUGAUGAUCGCUGUCGUCUGGUUCCUGUCAUUUGCCAUUUCUUGCCCGCUGUUGUUUGGCCUCAACAACACAGCCAGUCAAGAAGGGAGGGACUGCAGCUUUGCCGACCCUGCUUUCGUGGUCUACUCCUCUGUUGCUUCCUUUUACGUGCCCUUCAUUGUGACCCUGAUGGUGUAUGUGCAGAUCUGCGUGGUCCUGCGCAGACGGGGCAGACGCACCGCACCUUCACGCAGACACGGCCUCCAUCCAGAGCCCAGAGAUGGACAGAGAUCUCGCAAGAAUAAGUGUACUCAUCCUGAAGAUGUGAAAUUGUGUACUUUAAUAGUAAAGCCUCCUCCAGCCGCUCCACAACGCAAGAAAGUGACGCUGGUGAAAGAGGCCGUGGUCCAUCCUCUGGACGUGGAACCCAUGUGUUUUCUGAAUCAGGACAGAGAGCAGCCUCCACAGCAAUCGCAGCAGCCUGGACAUGCUAAAAUCUCCCUGUCGGUGUCUGUUGCGCCCAGUCCCGUGCGGCCCUGCUCCACGCUCUCGGCCCCUGGACUGCGCAGGGUCGCCCUUCAGGAAAGCAUGAACGGCCUCCAUGGAUGGAGGGAGAGAAACGCAGACAGAGAGAAAGGAGCUGCGGCGAAGGAGAGAGUGAGAGGAAGACUGUCGCAGCAGAAGGAAAGAAAGGCGACACAGAUGCUCGCCAUCGUUUUAGGUGUCUUCAUAAUAUGCUGGCUUCCUUUCUUCCUGACGCACGUGCUGAAAGCUCACUGCGGCAGCUGCUGCAUCUCACCGUCGCUCUACAGCGCUGUCACAUGGCUGGGUUACCUCAAUAGCGCCGUCAACCCCGUCAUCUACACCACCUUCAACAUCGAGUUCCGCAAGGCCUUCAUUAAAAUCCUGCACUGCUGACAAGAACCAAAAGCACACGACAACAGGGGAAUUUACUGAACAAAAGAAGCUUGUGACAGACAAGGGAAACAUUUGAAGCUCAGUAUGUAAAGAUAACACAGAUCAAGAAACACAGUGACAGCUAAGAAAAGACGAGCCAUUUGAAAAGGCGAAGAGUCUUUGUUUGUGGAACUGAUUCUCUGAAACUGUUGCAAUCGGCAGAAGAUGUGUCUUGAUAGCACUAUAUCAUACAAAAGUUAACAUUUUGUCAUCAUUUGCAUAUUAUUUUAUUUCUUCUGUGAAACACAAACAAAGAUGUUGUGCUCGAUGGGGAUACGCUGACAUCACGCCAUGAUUUUUUUAAUUGAAUACGAUCAUGCAAUCCAUGGAGGCAAAUUAUUGGGUCUGUUCCUCAAACAAAGGAUUUCAGAAGACCUGAGAAAUAAGACAUGAUACAGACUCUUUUAGGAUAAAUUAAUGUUGUUUUGUGUCCUUUUUGGCAGUACAUAUCACUGUCCACUUCUAUUAUAUCAAAAACAGAAGCUCAUAUAUUCUCCUAAACAUCUCCAUUUGAAGAAAGUAUUCAAAUGGUUCAAGUCUUUCCUUUCCAAUGGAAGAUUUUUCAGUUAGUUUAGGUGCUCAUUCAUCCUCACCUCUUCUGUGCCGUACCCCAGGGAUCGAUUCUGGUACCACUUCUAUUCUCAUUAUACAUAGGAUCAAUUGUGAGUAGAUUUGGUGUGUCCUACCACUGCUACGUGGAUGACACCCAACUCUACACACCUAUAAAACAUAAAGAUAACUCUGUGCACAAGAGAUUAGAGGCAUGUCUUGAUGAACGUAAACUGUGGCUCACAAAUAAUUUUAUGUUACUGAAUGACGAUAAAACCCAAAUUAAGCAAUUUUGUCCAAAUAAAGUCUCUAACGGAAAUUAUAUAUCGAUUUAGGCACCCUUACCCCAUACCUUACCACCAACGUAAAAAAUUUAGGACAGUAGUCUUAAACUAGACAAACAAAUCAAUAGCAUAGUUAGCGCCAGCUUUUACCACCUACGUUGGUUGGCUAAAUUCAAACCACUUUGACAGCUUUGAAAUAGUUAUUCACACUUUUAUUUCCACACGACUCGACUACUCUAACUCGUUAUAUAUCUGGCUACUUCUCUCCUCAAUCUCCAAAUCUCCCAAUUCUACACUCUCUACACUGGUUGCCUGUCUGAUACUGAAUUGAUUUGAACAUUUUAGUAUUUAUUUAUAAAGCUCUCUGCAAUCAAUCCCCCAAAUACCUCUCUGACUUAACUGUCACUGACAACACUUCUAGAUCACUUAGAUCAAGCAAAUGAUGACAGAAUGUUGAUUUAUGGAUGAAAUAUCCCUUUAAAUAAUGUUUUUAUCCAUGGAGUAGGUAAAUGAUGCUGAAAAUGAACACAAAAUGCACAAUUUAAAGCUACAGUUCAUUGGAUUUCAAAUGAUACUGAGAUAAUGUCAGUUUGUUUUAAACUCCAACCAGUUUAAUCAUUGUUAAAUAUUUAAACAUGUUUUGAAAUUAAAUAUUUCAGUGGAAUCUGAGCUGAUGCUAAUGUAAAAUAUGCUAAUGCUCACUAAUGCACCUACUCCAGAAGAAAUAAACACAUUUUGCAUUUUGUAUCUAUGAGAAUGUGCGAUCUAACAUAACAUCAUGCAGAAGAUCUGAAUCUGUAUUGUAUGCUGUAAAUAACAUGAUAUAAAUAUACAAUA
Megalobrama amblycephala (Wuchang bream) is the source of this 3804-nucleotide messenger RNA. It is a transcript of the gene drd2l, whose product is annotated as dopamine receptor D2 like. Gene Ontology annotation, molecular function: dopamine neurotransmitter receptor activity, coupled via Gi/Go; G protein-coupled receptor activity. Bases 674 to 2095 code for a protein of 473 amino acids. NCBI's taxonomy places the organism in Eukaryota, Metazoa, Chordata, Actinopteri, Cypriniformes, Xenocyprididae. The transcript has 10 exons. The record is from RefSeq and is a predicted model, not a curated record. Gene Ontology annotation, cellular component: glutamatergic synapse; presynaptic membrane. Gene Ontology annotation, biological process: adenylate cyclase-activating adrenergic receptor signaling pathway.